Drosophila bipectinata is the source of this 729-nucleotide messenger RNA. RefSeq lists its product as uncharacterized. The record is from RefSeq and is a predicted model, not a curated record. Lineage: Eukaryota; Metazoa; Arthropoda; Insecta; Diptera; Drosophilidae.
GCAAUGGAUCUUUAUCUCCCUUCUAUAUAAGCCACCUGGUCUAGAGAGCCCCUCCAUUCUCCGUUGAAAUGAUUUUCAGAUCAUCACCAGCCCUGAUCCCAGGACUAUGUCUGAUCCUCCACUUGAUCCACAACACCCAUGGAGCGCGCCGCUGGGACUACGAGCCCGUCUCCGUCCAGACCUUCUCCAGUGACGAAAGCCUCUUGAAAAUCACGGCCAAGAUCGAUCGGGUCAGUCGAGGCGAGUUUGCAGUCUCGGCCACGGUGGACUUUAAGUACGAGCCGGAUGACACCACCAUGGUGGAGGCCAUCGCCCAGAGAAGUGCCUCUGGCGACGAGAGCGACUACAAGAUGCUGCCCUUCAACAUCCCCAAGCAGCCCUACACCGACUUCAUGAACUCCCACUACAAGGACGUGGUGAUCCCGAACCUGGGCGACUGUUCCAACCUCGUCAAGUUCGAGGACAAGUUCGAGCCCCCCUGGCCCCAGCAGGUCUACGUCCUGGACAAGUGCGUGGCCAACAGCGACGGCUUCCCGGAGGUGGUGCCCGAGGGCUUCUACCGGAUCAUCAUGAACUUUACGAGUCCCGUGGACUGGGGCUUCAUCAUCGUGGUGAAGAUUUCCAACAAGUUGUUGUGAUUAACUGUCUUAGGACAUGUAUUAUCUUUUAGUAUAAAGCUGUAGAUACUUUGGUAGAAAAAUGGGUAAUAAAGGUGGUUGGAAAAGUAUA